Humulus lupulus (European hop) is the source of this 1500-nucleotide messenger RNA. Its product is annotated as fasciclin-like arabinogalactan protein 21. The transcript has a single exon. Bases 1 to 1320 code for a protein of 439 amino acids. The record is from RefSeq and is a predicted model, not a curated record. NCBI's taxonomy places the organism in Eukaryota, Viridiplantae, Streptophyta, Magnoliopsida, Rosales, Cannabaceae.
AUGGCGAUUACCUCUUCACGCUAUUUCGCUUUGAUAAUCUUCUCCACUAUACUGAUCUGCUUCGGGAGCACCUUCGCCAUUGAUGAUGGACAAGAGCAACCACCAAGCUUCGCGCCGAUUCCGCCAUUACCGUCUCCACAAGACUUUCAAAAUCAGCAAUCCUUCUUCUCAAACAUAGCGUUACUGCCGCAUAUCCUCUCUCAACUCGGCUACAAUGACUUGGCCACGGCGGCUCCGUCUCUCUCUGCAGAUUCAUCUCCAGCGGCCUGGAUCGGACCUUUCACUCUUUUCGCUCCGUCUGACGUGGCGCUCCGCUCAUGCAUCUCUUGCUCCGUUCCAAACCUCCUCCGGGAGCACAUCGUUCCUGGCCUCUUCAGCAUGGACUACCUCCGGACUCUUGCGUUCGGCACCAAGAUCGAGACCUUGAGCCCCGGUCGCUGCCUAACGAUCACCGCGGAAAGAUCUCCCGGGAGCAAUGAAACGGCGUCGUCGAAGAUCUUCAUUUCUGGCUUGGAGAUCACGCAACCAGAUCUGUUCAAUAAUGGCCUUGUCAUCGUUCACGGUCUCAAACAGGACGGCGGUUUCGUUUCUCCUCUUUCUCCACUCUCUUGUGAUAUCGAAAGGAUCACCAGUACUUUCAACAUCAAUCCCGAUCACUAUCGCGGCGGCCAACAGCGGCCGACCUCUUCUCCUUCGAUCCAGCCUUCGAUCAUCACUCGCCUUAUGCUUAGGGACGCCAUGCUCAGACUCCGCAACAACGGUUUCGGCAUCCUUGCUCUCGCCAUGAAAAUCAAGUAUCCGGAGCUCGUAAAUCUAAGUAACAUGACGAUCUUCGCUCUCGAUGAUAUCUCAAUCUUCUCCGGCUCCCAGUCUUACAUCAACAACAUCAGGUUUCACAUCGUCCCUAACAUUUACUUGACAUUCGAGGAUCUCGAGAGAUUGCCGCUGGGAACGCUUCUGCCGACUCUGGUGCAGGAUCAAACGCUUGUGAUCACCACUUCCGGUGCUGGAGGAUUGAACCCCGCGCCAAUGAGAAUCAACUACGUGAGGAUUAAAGUUCCCGAGGUGAUUAAGAACCUCAAGGUCGUCAUCCAUGGCGUGUUCUUGCCGUUCCCGCAUAUUCAUCCAGUGGCCGCCGUGUAUGAUGAGAUUCUUGGAGGAGGAUCAGCCGGAUCAGGAGGUGGAGGAUCAUCAUCAGAUAUGUCGUCAACUCGUGUUGAAGGAACGUGCUAUCCUUUCUUUGGGGAAGGAGCUUGUGUUCAGGUCGCCAUGCCUCCGACCAAACCGACGGUGGACAUCGAAGAUCACCAUGGACUGUGAGUACGUACGGGGGGAAGUAUGCUAGUGUUAGUGUUGUUAUUUUACAGUCUCGUUAUUUUUGGGGGGCUUCUUUCUUUUGACUCUGGUAGGCGACUGGUCUGUGUCCGUACAUACCGGUAUUGCUUGUAACGUUUGUGUACGAAUGACGAGUCUUCACAGGUCUCUUUUGUUGAAUUUUGC